AAAUGCUCAACCAGGGAAGGGCAAAGCCUUUUAAAACAACAGGAAAGCGCACGCCGCAGUAUAAGCUCUCCGCCCCCCUACCCACUACUCUCCCAGGACAGCCACCUGUAAUAAGCUAGCCCUCCGCCCCUCCCCUCCCGCUCGCCGGAGUGCCGGCUGGCGGCGAUGGGGCAUGGCGCCAGCUGCGGCCGCCCCAGCGAGGAGGUGGACUUCUUCGGAGCGGUGCAGUCCGCCGACCUCGCCCGCCUCGCCACCGCCCUCCGCUCCCGCCCAUUCCUGCUCAACCGGACCACGCUCUUCGAUCGCCUUUCCGCGCUCCACAUCGCCGCCGCCCACGGCCACCUCCAGGUGGUCUCCCUGGCAUUGGAUCUUUGCGUGCCCCCGGACGUCGUUAACCGCCACAAGCAGACGGCGCUGAUGCUUGCGGCGAUGCACGGGAAGACCGACUGCGUGCGACGGCUGCUCGACGCCGGCGCCAAUAUCGUGAUGUUCGAUUCCACGCACGGGCGGACGUGCCUGCACUACGCGGCGUACUACGGCCACGCGGACUGCCUCCGGGCCAUCCUCUCUUCGGCGAAGUCCGCGCCGGUGUCGGAAUCCUGGGGGUUCGCGCGCUUUGUCAACGUGCGGGACGACACCGGGGCGACGCCGCUGCACCUCGCGGCGAGGCAGGGCUGGUGCCGCUGCGUCCACGUCCUGCUCGAGAACGGCGCCAUCGUGUCUGCGUCCAGUGGCGCCUUCGGAUGCCCCGGGAGCACGCCGCUGCAUUUGGCCGCGCGCGGCGGCAACCUCGACUGCGUCCGGCAGUUGCUCUCCUGGGGCGCCGACCGCCUCCAGCGAGACUCCGUUGGGAGAAUUCCGUAUGAGGUUGCCGUGAAGCGAGGGCACGUCGCGUGCGCCGCGCUGCUGAACCCGUCGUCCACAGAGCCCCUGGUCUGGCCUUCCGCUCUCAAGUUCAUCAGCGAACUCGAAUCGAACGCCAAGGCUCUGCUCGAGGCAGCUCUGAUGGAGGCCAACAGGGAGAGGGAGAAGAGGAUUCUGAAAGGGAUUAAGAAUUCACUGCCAUCGCCGUCGCAUUUGGACGACGGUGUUCACGACACCUCCAUCUCUGAGACUGAUAACUCCACACGCGCCGUGCCCGUGAAGGCUAGCGACGCCGAGGUGUGCAGCAUCUGCUUCGAGCAGGCGUGCACGAUCGAGGUCCGGGAGUGCGGGCACCAGAUGUGCGCGGCGUGCACGCUGGCCCUGUGCUGCCACACCAAGCCCAACCCGGUGACGCAGUGCCAGCCACUGCCGACCUGCCCGUUCUGCCGCGGCGGCAUCUCUCGGCUGGUGGUGGCGACGAGGACGAGGGCCGGCGACGAGGACGAGGAGAACAAGCUGGAGUCGCUCAGGCACCGGCGGUCUCGCAGGUCCAUGAACCUCAGCAGCGACGGGGGCAGCACCAGCAGCCUCAUGGGCAGCAUUGCCUCUUCCAUCGGCAAGAUGGGCCGCCGGAGAUCUGAUAGCAGUGAACAGGUCGACGACAAGCCGUAGCAUUCAUUCGUUCAGAUUCAGUGCAUAUGAUCAUCCUACUUGUCAUUGUCGCCGCCACGGUCAUCGCCAUCAUCGAUCAAGGAACAAGCUGCUACUUUUGUAGAUUAUUUUUGGCAAAUGAGUUGUUUACCUGUGUAGAUUCAUUCAAGCCAAUGCUGUAGCUAGGCUAGAUCCAAAUAAGGAGUCCUUGCUCGUUAGCCCCCAUGCAUGCCCCCGUGGAGUUCUUGAAAGUUUGUACAUGUCUGAUUUGCAGAGAUCUGGCCCGGUAUGAUAAUGAGAACCCAGUACAAAUCCA
Phragmites australis (common reed) is the source of this 1831-nucleotide messenger RNA. Its product is annotated as E3 ubiquitin-protein ligase XB3-like. Gene Ontology annotation, cellular component: nucleus. Gene Ontology annotation, biological process: positive regulation of transcription by RNA polymerase II. Bases 166 to 1536 code for a protein of 456 amino acids. Lineage: Eukaryota; Viridiplantae; Streptophyta; Magnoliopsida; Poales; Poaceae. The record is from RefSeq and is a predicted model, not a curated record. Gene Ontology annotation, molecular function: protein binding; transcription cis-regulatory region binding. The transcript has 8 exons.